Molecule: messenger RNA, 927 nt
Organism: Pocillopora verrucosa
Lineage: Eukaryota; Metazoa; Cnidaria; Anthozoa; Scleractinia; Pocilloporidae
Product: melanocyte-stimulating hormone receptor-like
Biological process (GO): G protein-coupled receptor signaling pathway
Cellular component (GO): plasma membrane
Molecular function (GO): G protein-coupled receptor activity
Source: RefSeq, a predicted model, not a curated record
AUGUCGACAAGAAAUUUCAGUAGAGGUGGAACAUAGACAAAAACAUUUUAAGUACUACAGUGCUCUCCCUCUUUGAUGGGUGGGCUUCGAUCAGCAUCCUUCGCAGCCGUCCAUAUUUUCCUCUCCAUCACGGCAUUUCUGGGUAAUUCUCUUACCCUUGUUGCCCUUCACAAAAUAUCUUCCCUCCGCCCGCCGUCCAAACUCUUGUAUCGUUGUCUGGCGACAACUGAUCUGUUAGUUGGUCUUGUUGCUCAGCCUCUCUAUGUUACUUAUUUGAUGUCCGUGGUUCACGAACACUGUAGCCUUUGUCAUUACGCAAGAAAAGCAGCUUACAUCACAAGCGUAACAUUAUGUGGAGUUUCUUUGCUGACGAUGGCGGUAAUAAGCGUGGACAGACUUCUCGCCCUGUUGUUGGGGUUGAGAUAUAAAAAGAUUGUAACUUUGAAGCGCAUUUAUAUCACUAUAGCUAGCUUUUGGGUUUUAUGUCUUGUCGCCUCUUUAUGCACCAUUUUCGAUCAGCGUAUAACCGAUUUGAAUGUCUCGAUAGUUUUACCACUUUCGCUGCUUAUUUCACUCGCCUCGUACACAAAGAUAUUUCGCACUCUUAGACAUCAUCAGGCACAAGUACAACAACAGCCGAGCCAACCAAAUGCACUGAACAUGGCGCGAUACAGAAAAGCAGUGCACAGUGCACUGUGGGUACAGUCAGCUUUAGUUGUUUGUUAUACACCAUUCCUUAUUUUGUUUAUUGUGGUCUCUUAUAGUAAAACAUAUUCAUCACACUUAGGCGUCGCAUGGGAGAUGACAAGUGUUCUUGUUUACUUUAACUCGACCUUAAACCCGUUUCUUUAUUGCUGGAAGAUUAUUGAAGUGAGACGAGCAAUGAAGCAGACAAUCAGACAAGCACUUUGCUGUCCAUGGAGUUAG